Molecule: messenger RNA, 3323 nt
Organism: Silurus meridionalis
Lineage: Eukaryota; Metazoa; Chordata; Actinopteri; Siluriformes; Siluridae
Gene: raraa
Product: retinoic acid receptor, alpha a
Biological process (GO): regulation of transcription by RNA polymerase II; retinoic acid receptor signaling pathway; cellular response to corticotropin-releasing hormone stimulus
Cellular component (GO): nucleus; transcription regulator complex
Molecular function (GO): nuclear glucocorticoid receptor binding; nuclear receptor activity; RNA polymerase II cis-regulatory region sequence-specific DNA binding
Source: RefSeq, a predicted model, not a curated record
GAAACAUUUAACAUAUUAGUUCAUUAUCAUUGUAUUAGUUAACGUAAGAAUCUGGACACGUGUAUUACGUGGACAUCUGGACACGUGAUGUCACGUGUAAAAUUUCAGGGUUUAUCAUGGUCAAACAUAAAAUGAAAUAUUAGGAAAUGUUUUUUUAAUUAAAAAGGUUCGUUAGGAGAGGUUGUCAGUCGAAUAAAGCCACGCCCCCAGUUGGUGCCAUGACCUCCACGAGGGUAUGUGUGUGUGUGUGUGUGUGUGUCAUCUUUUUUUUUCUGGGGACAAAAUAAAAGAAGGAAUAGUUCGCUGCAUGUUUCUGGGUUUGGAGCUGAGGAGAAUAUUCAUGAGAACCGGAAAAGGUUGAGGGAUUGAAAACCGCAAUACGGUGGAACAAGACUGGAGAUGUGAGGACGUUAUGUAACCUCCAGAAUCUGACACAAGGGUUAACGGGGACACUCCCCCUGCCAGACGGACCGGCGCUGUGCGAGAGGAAACGGAGAGGAGGGGGCGGGGUCAUUCUCUCACACACACUCACACACAAACACACACACACUUGCAAGCGCAGGCACGUGACUCCAAAUGGCCGCUGUCGCUUCCCUCUCCUCGCGCGGAGCUCCGUCCCCACUUACCGCCUCACCGUCCGAGUCGCGCCGUUACUGAAGCCGCUUUUCCUCCCCCUCGUUUGGAGGUCACUUGUGCACGAGGAGGGUUUUACACACACACAUUCUCUCUCUCUCACACACACGCUGUCUCUCACACACAGAGCACGAAAAAAAAAGAAAAGAAAACAGCUGCACGACCUUACCAUCCUCGUCCUCAUCAUCUUCACUGCAAAAGCGCGUCAGAAACGAGCCGACGCGCAGGAACUUCCUCAGGUCUCGAGACGCCGGUGGGCGGAGCCAACAGGUUACAGCUCACAGUGAACGAGUGACACUGGAUCAGUGGCCCAUGAGGAGAGAAACAGGGAAAACAGGACAUAAACCAAAUGGCUGCUCGCUUCCUUUCAAAUUACAAAACGAAACCUUCUAGAAGCUUCUCAGAACAUCGGAUUUCUUUCUGACUUCUCGUCUGCAUUCUCCUUCGCCGGCUGGACAGCCCGAGCGGAGUUUGACGACGGCUUACCCCUCCAUUCUGUCAUCUCUCCAUCCAUCCAUCCUUCCAUCUCUUGAUUCCUUUUUAAGCGCAAAAACGUUUGUCCUUCAAAAACCUCGAACCAGAAAUAAACAUAAGGAUCUGGAGCUUUGUACAACACACACGCUGAUGCCCGCACUUUGGAUGGGGGAGGAAUCCCCGUGACUCAUCGCAACAAGGGGCCGUUUUGGAUUUUGUGGGGUCGUACACGCAUUCAGAGGCGGCCAUGUCGGGGAAGGGUUUUCCCGUGGCGCACUUCUCCUACUUCCUCCCUCACGUAAUCGGAGGCCUCUCUCCCCCGUCCAUACCUACCAUGACCGUGAGCGGAUACAGCACACCCUCACCAGCCACCGUGGAGACGCAGAGCACGAGUUCGGAGGAAAUCGUCCCCAGUCCGCCGUCGCCUCCUCCGCCACCGAGGGUCUACAAACCCUGCUUUGUCUGCCAGGACAAAUCGUCCGGCUACCAUUACGGCGUCAGCGCCUGCGAAGGCUGCAAGGGUUUCUUCCGCAGGAGCAUCCAGAAGAACAUGGUGUACACGUGUCACCGCGAGAAGAGCUGCAUCAUCAACAAGGUGACGCGCAACCGCUGCCAGUACUGCCGUCUGCAGAAGUGUCUGGAAGUGGGCAUGUCCAAGGAGUCGGUGCGGAACGAUAGGAACAAGAAAAAGAAGGAGGAGAAGAAGGUGGAGUGUGUGGAAAGCGGCGUGCUGAGUGCCGACACGGAGCUGAUGAUCGAGCGAGUGAGGAAAGCGCACCAGGACACGUUUCCCUCGCUGUGUCAACUCGGCAAAUACACCACGAGUAACAGUUCGGAGCGACGCGUGGCUCUGGACGUGGAUCUGUGGGAUAAGUUUAGCGAGCUCUCCACCAAGUGCAUCAUAAAGACAGUGGAGUUCGCCAAGCAGCUCCCGGGCUUCACCACGCUGUCCAUCGCAGACCAGAUCACGCUGCUGAAAGCCGCCUGCCUCGACAUCCUGAUCCUGCGCAUCUGUACGCGCUACACGCCCGAGCAGGACACCAUGACCUUCUCGGACGGUCUGACGCUGAACCGCACGCAGAUGCACAACGCCGGCUUCGGGCCGCUCACAGACCUGGUGUUCGCCUUCGCCAACCAGCUGCUGCCCCUUGAGAUGGACGACGCUGAGACGGGACUGCUCAGCGCCAUCUGCCUGCUGUGUGGGGAUCGACAGGACCUGGAGGAAGCCGAUAAGGUGGAUGUGCUGCAGGAGCCGCUGUUGGAGGCGCUGAAGCUUUACGUGAGGAAGAGGAGGCCACACAAACCCCACAUGUUCCCCAAGAUGCUGAUGAAGAUCACAGACCUGAGCAUCAGUGCUAAAGGGGCGGAGAGAGUGAUCACGCUGAAGAUGGAGAUCCCAGGCUCGAUGCCUCCUCUGAUCCAGGAGAUGCUGGAGAACUCCGAGGGGCUGGAGAGCUCAGUGGGUGGAACCAGCUCACGGUCAAACCCCGCCCCCUCGGGCAGCUGCAGUCCCUCGCCCUCGCCCAGCUCCACCCACAGCAGCCCAUCUACACAAUCGCCCUGACACACACACACGCACACACACACACACACACACACACUAUAAUCUCCUCUUCUUCUUAGCUCCACCCACUCACUGCUGCAGGGGAUCAGUCGUCCACCGCUUUCUUUUUCUUCUCUCUCCGUUAUUGUAAAGACUCACCAGAGAGACGGAGGAAUAAUUGACAGACACGAAAAAUCGGAACGAACGAGAGCGAAGGAUUCGAGACGAGUGUGGACAUUUUUUUUUGUUUUCUUUUACAUGUUCUUCCUCCAACAUCUCAGGCCCGGACUCGACCACGACGAAUAAACGAUGGACUCGGCCUAACUUCCAAAAGGCUGUUCUUUUUUUGUUUUUGUUUUUUUACAUAAAUAUAUAAGUAUAUAUAUAUAUAGACAAGCCUAGGAAUGAUCGUGAAGCAACAACAACAACAACAAAACCUUGGAAAACUUUGGACUCGGAGUGUCGCUGUAUUUCUUCACUGUUUUGUUUUCUCUCUUUUUUUAUGUCUGGAGAUGAAAAAAAUACAGAGGGAAAGAGUUGUUCUUUUAUUUCAAACUGAUGAUGAUGCAGGGUUUUUUUUCUUUUUCUUUUUUCAUGGAAACAGAAAUGUUGAACAAAAAAAAUUUACACUUGUGUAAAUUGUGCACAGAUGAAAUGAGAUAAAACUGUGGUU